Messenger RNA from Bemisia tabaci, 4106 nucleotides. RefSeq names its product SPRY domain-containing SOCS box protein 3. NCBI's taxonomy places the organism in Eukaryota, Metazoa, Arthropoda, Insecta, Hemiptera, Aleyrodidae. Gene Ontology annotation, cellular component: SCF ubiquitin ligase complex. Gene Ontology annotation, biological process: proteasome-mediated ubiquitin-dependent protein catabolic process. Gene Ontology annotation, molecular function: protein binding. The record is from RefSeq and is a predicted model, not a curated record.
UUUGACGGAUUUGAUCAGUCGCCAUAGCUUUUGCUGACGAAGUGACGAAGUUGUGUCCAAUUGUCCAAAAAGUUGUGAAGAAUUAUUCUCCAUACGUUUAUUUCUGCCCUCCUUUUCAACUGAUUUAUAAGAUCUUAAACCGUUCUAAGAACUUGUGGCAUUUCCAGUUGUGAAAAUGGAUGACGGUGAUGGUGAGAGACAGCUUCAAUUCUACACAGCAGCAAGGAAGUUUGAGAAUCUUACAUUUUCAUUUUGCGACUGCUGGCCGAACGCAGACGAGCAUUUCAUACGAUGCUCCUGUGGAGAAGAUUCAAAAGAUAUAGAUUAUGAAUGGAGCUGGGAUGAAGCUUCAUCAUCUGACAGCACAGUCCUUUACAAGGAAAAUCGUGAAGUUCGUUUUCAUCCUGGCUACAGCUCAGGUACUGCAGCAGUGCGUGGAGAUUCUACUUUCAAAUUUGGUCAUGUCUACUAUUGGGAGAUAAAGAUUCUGACCACUCUUUAUGGCACAGAUGUGAUGAUUGGUGUUGGCACUCCAAAAGUAGAGCUUAAUAAUUCACGGUUCUCUUUCUGCAGUUUGCUUGGUGCUGAUAAGGAAUCCUGGGGAUUCUCUUACAAAGGCAAAUCUCAACACAAUGGUGUCACUGAAAAGUAUGGCUCUCCAUUUGACAAAGGGAGUAUAAUCGGUAUUUAUCUGAACAUGUGGACAGGAAGACUUGAAUUUUUCCUCAACAGAAUGCCGCUUGGUGUGGCAUACAAAGUACUUCAAGAUCAAGAAUUGUAUCCAAUGGUAUGCUCUACAGCGGCAAAAAGUGCUGUUCGUAUUAUUUUGACUAGAUCAAGGCCAAUCUCACUCAAACUAUUGAGUUUGGAAAAUAUCGGUCCAAGUGAAGAAUUGCUGAGAGAAUACCUGAAAACCAUGCCUGGAUUGAGAAACUAUGUUCAGAAUUUAUGGUGGAUUAUCAAAGAUACUGAUGAGCAAUCAACUUCAACAUCCAAGCAAAACAACAAACAUUAUCAAAAAUGGUGCGGGAAAAGGUGCUUCCCAAGUGAUGGUCAAGAGAAGAACGUUCGAAAAAUUAGAAAUAAAUGUUUCGUUGGAACGGCAAACCUUCCUGGAAGUAGCUCUGAUCAAGCUGAUAGUUGCAUCUGUAGACUUAGGCGCUACAACCCGAACAGACCCCAUGGCCCAUGCUGGUUUUGCCAUGAAUAUCUGUAAUCUUCUUUCGUUGUUCGCCCUCUGAACUAUAUCUGUUGUUGAAUUCAUCCUUUAUGAAUCAGGUUUAGAAAUCUAAAAUUCAUAAAUGGUUUUGUUUGUUUGUUUUUUUUUUAUAUUUAUUUCGGAUAUCAAAUGCAGUCAAAAAUGGUCUUGUUUUACUGAUUGGAUGUCUGGUACAGCUGUUCACACAGUGGUAUAGUCAAAAGUAUAUUUUAAGACCAAGCAAUCAAGAUCUUGAUGCUUACAUUGGGAGAACUUUCAGUUUCCAAAUUUGUGUCCACGUGGUUUAAUUUUAUCAUAAAAUCAAAAUCACACUUGAAAAAUCCCUCUCUUCUUUUAACUACGAUUUUGGCCUCAACAAUUUUUCAAAACCUUUUCUAAUAGGUUAUCAAAGUAAGUAAUCUUACUUUAAGCAUCGGUUGUCCUAUUAAUGAUGAUUCUCCCCUGCUCCCUUUUUGUCUAAUUAAUGCAGUAAGUAAAAGUCGCCAGCUCUUAUUUGAUUUUCCGUUUCUAUGUCUACCAGAAUUUUUUUUUUUUUCAUUUUUAGUAUACAAGUAUAUUUUUGAAAACCUUAAAUUAAAGCCAGAACAGUUCUAAAGUGGGGUUUCAUAAAAAUAUCGAAGCGAAUCUUGCUUAUGAGUGAUUUCUGCCCUAGUCUAAGGUUUCAAAAGUAUCUUUUAGAAUCGGAUAUCCAAAAAUGUACUCUGAAAAGUUCAAACAAAAAUGAAACUGAAACAAAAAGUACAUUUCAGUAAAUUAGUUAAAUGUCUCAGUGCUUCUGUACACUAGAUAAAAAUCCAAUUCAUUGUGAAGCCAAAGUCGUCAGUUUUUAAUGUUGAAUGGUCUCAAAGGAGUGAAUUCAUAAUGCUGUACCGACUUUAAGGAUGGGGGGUAUGUACAUAAAUUGAGCCAAAAUUAUGCAAUGCAUGGAGAGCGUUGCUAAGUACCAAACGAAGCUUUGCUCUCGCUCAACUAUGUGAGAGCCUUACUAAUAACUUUUACUCUUGGUCAGCAAAACGGUCAGUCAGAAGAAGGGAUGAAUCCAUUAUCUUUCUCACUAGUCGAAAAAGUUAUUUUCAAUUAAUCCAACUAACCUUUGUCAGUGAACACAACUGUAAUAGUCAUCAUCAGUAAAUGCCUCUUUUGCAUUCUUAUUUUAUAUCUUAAGAAGAAGAAGAUUUGCCUCUGAGAAAAUCGUAAUUUUCCGUUUGCAAUAUCCGAUAGGGGUGGUGAUUUAGGAGGAAAAAAUAAUUCCAGCGAUUGUCUUUGAUCAAUUUCAAUAGCUCUUCGUUUUUCUCUUCCCUCUUAUUUUUUUUUUAUUUCAAGGACAAAAGAUACAUUUCUCAGACCACAGGGAUCUUGAUGUCAUCGCUUUUACAAUUUUGACCUCCAUUAGAUUCCAUUUGACUUGUGAGAUUUUUCAAAUCCAAAGAUUUAUUUAUGUUUCAAUCCCGACCAAAAAAGAAAAAAAAAGAUUUUAUUUUGUCUGCCGUUUAUACAAAAAGUGAAGGUUCAAAAUUGCCAUCCCUUAAAUCCUUCUCAAUUCAGAACAGUCCCUUUAUUGUUCAGAAUUAAUUUUGUACUGCCAGUAAGACUUAUGUGCAAAUAUUUUUCUUUUAGUACAUGUCAUAGUAGCAACUCUAGUACUAUCGUACUAAAAUAUGCUCAGUUCGGCGGAUGUUUCAUGGUGUAGGCGUUUUUUUUUUUCUGUACCUCAUUGAUUCUUCACAAGUGUCUCACUCAACUUGGAAUCUUACUCAAUUUAUCACAUUUAUGUCUCGUUCACAUUUUAACAAGUCACUCAUUUUUUUGAAACUUAAAAAAAAUAUAUUUCUCCAAAAAGUAAAACUUACUGUGGGUGUUUUCCACUGUUUUUCAACUGAGCAGCAAGAAAUAGGCAUAUGAAUACAUGAAAUGAACACCUGCAAGUAAGAAUUUUUUACAUAGGUUUUGACAGUGAAAAAGAAAUCAAAACUCCAGAAAAAUUCUGUUCCUGCGGAUCAGUACUGUGUCAAAACUUUCGGUAUUUUGAGUUUUGAUGCAAAUUAUUUUGUCUCUUCUCUAAAUGUAGAGUUAUUGGUAUGUUUUUUUGUUUUUCCCCUUUUUCGUUUUUCUUUUUUGCUCUUUGUGAUACUUUUAUCGAAUAAUUUUAUAUUUUGUCUCAAUACAUCAAACAUGCCCAUAUAAAGGAGAAAGUUCGAGUCCAGGUAUCUGAAUAGAGUGUUUCUAAUCCAAAAAACUUGACUCUUACAAACUUCAGGAGCUAGAAGUCUCAUUCAAAAUGGCUCUCAUCUUAUGAUUGUUGAAAGAGUGGAUUUCUUUUGCCCCUCAUUGAAUAUGUUUAGUUGACUUUUUUUUAACCUUCUUUUUAUUAUUUAUUUAUUUCUUCAUUCAAUCAUUCAUUCUUACAAGAGUGGAAAGAUUUUUAAAUUGUAAAGUUGACAUGCAUAUUAACUGUACUUCGUUCAUCUCUUUAAAAAGGAAAAUCUUCAUUAUCUCCACAGCAGUAGAAUUGUAUCUCUCUCCAUUGAUUUUCUCAGUUUUUGCACUUUCAGUCUUGAGAGUGUUUUUUCAUCUGAAUUGUCUUCUUAUAAUUUUUAAAGUGUUCUCGAAUAAUUAGUCUCUUUAAUAAUUAAUUGUAUGAAACGCCUGAGUGUCCCAUUUUUUAUUUGUAUCAAAAUUCAUACGAGGGUAGGAAAAACUCAGUACUUGUCACAGCACCAAUAGCGGACCUUUUAUUUGAAUCUCUAAACUACAGAUCAUUAUUCAGGAUCCCAUGAGGGAAUCCCUCCCUUUGCCACAGCCUCAAUACGUUUUUUACCCCUAACAAAUUUUUUCAAAAAUUGUAAGUUUAUUUUGUAAACUUUAAAUUAAAAUGUUUUUAAACCUU